Spirometra erinaceieuropaei is the source of this 5470-nucleotide messenger RNA. The record is from the annotation of a GenBank genome assembly. Lineage: Eukaryota; Metazoa; Platyhelminthes; Cestoda; Diphyllobothriidea; Diphyllobothriidae.
AUGACAUCCGUUCCGCUGCUUGCUGCAGCUAUUCACAUGGGAAAAUUCUGCGACAAGCAGUCAAAGGUGCUACCGUUGACGACUUGCUAAUCUCGUAGGAGUUUAUGCUAUGCAAUCAGGAACACCAUGAUCCUCGUAAAUGCUUAAAAGAAGGAAAGGAGGUCACAUCCUGUGGUCUUAAAUUUCUUAGUCUCUUGAAAAGGAAUUGCGCCGACCAGUUUACACCUUAUUUUCAGUGUAUAUACAAACACGGUGGCCACACAUUUUCCAUCGAGAAGUAAGUUCUCAGGGAUCUCCUGCCUCUUUAAAGAACCUGUCUCUCACCAUUUAUUUGACGCUUUAUCUCGAAUUUUCUCUCUGGGUUGCUUUUUCCUCUAGCUCCAUGAGAACGUUUUGGUGUUAAUUUCCUCUAAUAUAGUGCUCAUCGCUCUUUUGUCUCAUAUCUCAGAAUCUUCCGAUAUUUACCUGCCUCAUCCCUUAUUAGUCCUUUCCAGUCUACUCAUUAUAUUCUAGGGCCGUCAUUGCCAGGCUAGGCACUGUCUCGGGUGUUCUAGUAAUUAAUUGUGUGCGACAAGAGAAACCAAAAAAGCACUAAAAGCACUUUUCUGGCUUAUGUUGCCAACGAUCCCUGCCACCGUACUGAUGCCCAGUAAGAACUAAGGAGCAACUAAGUGCAAAAGUCUGGCGUAUAUAAACCACUCCACCGAUCCCGUAGUAGCAAGUUUUGGUCCCGCAGUCGUAUGCCAUUUUGAAUGCAUUCCUAAACGCACCUUUGAACUGAUUAGAAUCAGAUUUGUGGUCAUCAUUCCACAUUCUUAGAGCAUUGUGUGGGAAUUAGUGAAUUGACAACGAGUUGAUCGUCUGCGGAAGGGACGUUGGUGUACUAGACUCCUAUGGCACACUAGUAAACGGCUCAGUAACGUGACGUUGUGGUCGCUGUCAUCGUCUAUGCAAGCAGUUGGCCAUCCCUACUAAUAUGCAUUCAGUGAUCAUACAAAUACAUUUAACACACGGUGUGGAGACCAUUGGGAGCACAUGUCCCCAUAAUCUCCAAUAUUGUGCUUAAUAUUGUUAGUCUCCUGUUUCUUUUUCUGGCCUCCCGCGUCCUUCGGGAUUCACUACCUCAUAUCGUCAAUAACCAUCCUAUUAAUGUGUCCCGAAGGCUAUGAAAUUUCUUUUGUUUGUUAAACUUACCAGUCAUUAAAAAUCUGGCUUCGGAGCGCUGGGGUUUGACUAAUGUCUGUUCUAUGAACUGCUAAUGCGUCCCUUUUUAGUUCGAAACCGAACGUAGUACUUACUUGAACUUGGUACGGCUGCGAUCGUGUCUGAUCUACCCGGCCUCGAUGACGUAGUCUGUUUCCACGUAUAUUCGCCCUCCGUUAGUUCAUUAGCAUAGACAUGCUUAGUGUUUGAACCGAAGAGAAAUGCCAAUAUGAGUGCUGUCGGUUGCACUAAAGGUAAACUUCUGUGCAUAUAAUAAGCUUUUUGGUUUUAAGAUUGGUCUUAUGAACCUCAUUUGCAACCUUAGAGAGCUUACCGUAUAGUCACCGAGUGGGAACGGACAGUCUUUUGGCAUAAACUCAUCGUCCUGAUUCACCACGCCGCAGGCGUUACCUAUGAGAGACAAUCAUUUUGGUUUGUACUCCAGAUCAUAUGGAAAACGACCCUUGUUCGCAACAGUCAUAGGGAAACAAUCAUUGGCUGGCCGAUGGAGCUGGCUCUUGCGACUGUACCGUGAAUUCCACUCUCACUCCUUCCAACCCGUCGGUUUUUUCGACGUUGUUCUAGAUUUACGGUGUCUCAUGUAUGCCGCUGACCCUUGAGUCGAUCAUAACCGCAAUCAGGAAUCAAAACAAAAACAGUGAAACCUGUGGCGACGCCCUAACACAGUCGUUUUCUGAGUGCCGAACAAACUGCCAGAGUCAGACGACCGGAGCUAUGCCAUCCUAUCUUCAUUCGGGAAAAUUGACAGGAUACGUGACAAAUUAAUAUACUUUGAAUUUAGUUGCCUUUGCUGCCAAGACCUUUGUGAUCAUCUCUCUGAGAAAAUCUUGGACGGUCUGCUAUGUGACACAGUUAGAUUGAAGUUUGGCAGUGAAAAACUUGGCUAGAUCCUGGACUUAACAGUAUCAGCGUCUUCGCAUCAGAUUUCUGGAAAUAGCGGAAAGCUAUAAACAGAAUGUUAUUACCGACAUAGACAAGGGAGACCGGUAAUAACAUUCUACCUAUAUCAUGCGCCGCUGUUCGGCAGCUAGUUGGGCUAAAGAGAGAGCCCGUAAGGCACAACGGAACGAGUGAGUCCCGUAAGAACGAUCGGUGAACGCCCCUCUACCAUUAGGAAGUUAUGGAUGACCAACUCCAUUCAAGCAUGCUGAUGGCCCACUCAUGGUCGUGUCCUGCCGCAGGAACUCCCACGUAACUUCUACAGAUCCACCCCGGUGUACAACAAGAUCCUUCUGCAGCCCGUUCACUUCAGAUGUUUCAUGGGCGGAAUGCUCGAUAGGACACUUUGCGUUUUCAAAGACGUCGAUCUAUCACAGAACCGCGCCUAUGACCUCAUAUUCCUGUUUCCCAGAUUUAACGAUAUGAGAAAACCAUCAACAGUUUUAUGGAGGUUUCUAAGCCCUUUGCCCUUAAAAUUUGUCGUAUGAAGACUGACAUUUUCCAGAACUACUCUCUGUUGACAGUAAGUUGUUCCUGCACCUCAAUCGUUCCCAUGUUGACCAAGUAAGUUUUCCCAAGUAACUUGAACCAUUUUCAUCACAAAUGAACAGAAUAAAACUAAUUAGCAUGAUAUUUGCAGUCUCCUGAGUUUUCCUCGAACUACAGAAUCCAUGCGAAAUUUUAAUUUUCAAUGGAUUUCGAGUUCACAAGACAGCAGGACGAGCCAUAUUUCUGUCCGGUUGUGCCUCUUGGUCAGCGAGAGCUGAAGUUAGGUGUGGUUGACUAGGGCAUUUACUCCCAUCGUGGUAUCUUGGAUAGCAUUUAUGUCAAGUUAUUCCAGAACGAGACUUAAGCAUGGCAACCAGUAACCUUAUAACCCUUGCUCCGAACCUCUGACCGUGCUGUCUGUGGAAACGACGUUGAGGUGGCCAACUGAAGCAGCGGCUGGAUAUUGGGCAAGUGAACCUUGGUUUGACGACAAACUGUGCUCCCCGACGUAAUUAGCAGUCAGAACGGCAUAAUAAGUGCAUCCAAGGAUCCAGACAGGGUUUACUAGACAUGGAAGCUAGCGUUCUCCCUGUUUUUUUUUGUGGUCCAAGCCAUAUCUGUUGCCUUGUUAAAAUUCAUUGAUAAAAAUAUGACUCUGUCGACUACUGCCACCGCCUGCAAACUUCUUCAGUGUGUUCGAACGUUUUCCGCACGAGUUAGUAGGAUACUCCACUCAACUUCGGGAUUCUUAUUGACAUGCCAUCAACCUUCAAGGCCCUCUGACAGACGGUUCUGCUAGCCUGGUCAACCGUCGCAUCAAAAUCGAAGGAUCAGGCAGCCGCGUUUACCCAAAAAGAUAUCGCCUCAAGAUUCGUCACACGGUGAACGCCUUGUUUGCCCACCCCGCCCCUAUAUGCAAAAACGGUUAAUAAGGGUGUCAGCGGAAAACUUGACGCUAGAGCCGCUAUUGUGUAUUCCAGUUGGUAGUUCGUCGUCACUCAGGGUUUUGCUGUUUCAGAGGCGCUUUAUAACGGCAGAGGUGUCGCUGGGCGCAUGCACUAAUGGCGGCCAAACCAGCCUAGCAAAGCACUCUAUGCAGUAGAACAGAUUUUGAACCGGCUAAGUACUGAUUUUGUUUAUUACUAUUUUGCUCGUCAGACUAAAGUCACAAACGGCCAGCGUUCGCUCAAAUUCCAUUGUCAUAUUUUGUUGAUAUAGGUUCUACAUAACCGUCAUUGUUUGUGCUGUUUGAAUUUCUCAAAGUUCCGAGUCUCAGACGAGACAGAUGCACUGCGCAUCCUCUGCAACUUAUGUGGUCUUGGUUUGCGCUUGCUAUAAUGCAAUUGGGCGGACGAAGAAUCAGAAGUGGUGUUUAUAAAUAAACCCCCUUAGGCUUGCAUAAUGAACAGCUGAGUGUUCUUGCAAAGCAAAGACUCUGCUUUCACUUGUAUAUAUGACUACUUUGUUAUAUUAGCUUUUGGGAGCGCCAUGCCUUUACUUUGGGAUAAAUUUCCAGCCCGUCUUUGGAAGAGGGCGCACUCGCACAUGCGAGCAUAUGAUUUAGGCUCAGUCGGCCACCUCAGUCGGCGUUGAACAGCUGUUAAAAACCACCCUUGCCCAGCGUCGGCUUAUAAGAAUGUACUCUGUGUCACCCUCUUAUCAUAAAUGAAUACCAGGCCCUUAUGUCGCUCCUCGGAUUCGGAGGUCUCUUGUGAACUCCAACCAGCCAAUUUAUGCAAAAUCCGAAUGUUGGUCGUCAGAGUCAUAUAGAUUGCCUUCCGGCUUGACACAGGUGCAAUGUCUGAUUUAUCAUACACACCGAUGUAGUAGGGAUAAGUAAACGACGUCCGAUCGUAGCAAUUGUUGCUGGGACCAGGCUCCUUAUGCAUCACUAGUUCAGAUGUCAGAGUUGGACAAGGUAUGCAUCGUCGACAGUUGUUUCACGCAGAUUCGAGGUUACGGCAUUCCGGUGGGCAGCACAAAUCCCCUCUCCUUGCCGGGGUGUUUUAGUUUGCAUACUGGAUUUCUGGCACAGCAACAGACUCCCAAACAUGUCGGUUGCCGUACCAGGAUGCCACCAGAUCCUUCCGUUGUAUGGUUAAGGCCUUAAACCGUGAAGCUGUGGUUUCGGAUGGUGCCACGUCGGAUGCCAAGAAACACCCGUCAUACCAGUCCCGUUUUGUUUUCGCCGUAGUCCUGUGGAAACCGUUUAAUAUGCCCCGUCUGAGCGGCUUAUGCAUUUCUUCCAAUUCUUAUAAAACAUCUCUAUGCUCUGACCCGUAUAUCUUUAAUCAACUAGUGAGUUUCUUACACAUUUAGCAUGUCACGCAGCAUAGUUCGCAAUAUCACUUUGGUCGAAAUCAAGGCAACUUGCAUACUGAGUGAACCUGCCUUUUACUCAGUGACAUUUGACGCCUAACGCCUUGCUAGACAUUUUGAUCUUCUUCCCUGUGGGCGGCAUUUCCUUACCUUUUUCGGCUUACUUUUCGAUCUUCAAGUGAAGUCUUUUGGUUAGCAGUCUACAUUUGUGCAGAAAUUAGACUGUUUUUGACUUUGUGAUCCUCUCUUAUCCUUUGCGUCUUCCAGCUGUCGAAAACUCCAAUACCCGCUGGACGAGUGCAUAAAAACGAAGAUGGGCCAGGAAAGACCUGAACUGGGCUACUUCAACCGUGUUCGUCUCAUCGACACCGACCGUCCUCGGCCAACGCCCAAGCUUGCUCCAAUGCCUGAGCGCAUCGCCGAUAUGCCUGACUUUGACAGUAUGCCAGAUCCGGAGAAUUUAGAAGCCAGGAAGCACAUGAAUGAGGCUAUGGUGUAA